Desarmillaria tabescens is the source of this 569-nucleotide messenger RNA. RefSeq lists its product as uncharacterized. The record is from RefSeq and is a predicted model, not a curated record. NCBI's taxonomy places the organism in Eukaryota, Fungi, Basidiomycota, Agaricomycetes, Agaricales, Physalacriaceae. The transcript is spliced from 3 exons. Bases 120 to 356 code for a protein of 78 amino acids.
UCUGGCGUAUAAAUACCCCCGCUAUUACUCCACUUUUCCUCACUCAAUAGAACCAUGAUUUGCAACAACCAACUCAUCCGGGCCAAACCACCGGUUAUCUCUUUGCCAUCGCAAUUGCAAUGGCAUUAUCCGUCACGGUCUUCGUAAAGGACAUCCUCGCUCUUAUAACAUUCCGCGCGUCUACUGCCGCACCGGAAUAUCCUCGCAUUGCCGUUAUGGUGAAGGUCGAAGUCACUACCACACAAUAUUCGACGGUUGAACCAUCGUCGUCGGUAUUCUCUGACUCCACCUUCAUCGAAGUAUCUUCGGAGUGCUACAGCGGCACACGGGUAGGCAAGCGUAAUCGCUUGUCCUAGAUUAUACAAGAUUGAAGGAGAUCGUCGUUCGACCAGCCAGGCUACAAAGGCCGUCAAUGAUCUUCGCUCUGUGCAUGGACCAUCGUUCCAUCAAUCAGCAUCCUCGCGUAUGUAGUUCCAUCCCAAGGAUUUGGCGGUGCUACAUAGCAUAGUACGACAGGCUCGAUAGUCACGUCGUGCGAGCCUAAAGUCUUUAUCUUCACUUUAGUGAUG